AUGGGCACCCACAAGGAAAGAUUAGAGAGGCUAGAAUACGACCUGCAAGAUGUUCGCGAAGGGCAGAUGCGCGUUGUUGCAGAAUCUGCAGAUACUCGAGUGCAAAUACGGGGUCUGGAAGAACGAAUGCAGGAGGUGCUGGCAGCACUGAACGGACUGAGAACCAUUCAUUCCCAUGCUGAAAGAGGAUCCUCUUCUCGACAACCAUCAUCCCGGAAUGAAGGUAGUUCUAACACUGGUGGUUCCAGAUUUAUCAAAAUGGAUUUUCCACGUUUUGCAGGGGAUGAUCCAACUGAAUGGUUGAGUAGGGCCAUGCAAUAUUUCGAGUAUCAAGAACUUGCUGAUGACCAGAGGGUUGCGGUGGCUUCCUUCCAUUUGGAAGGAGAAGCCAACCAAUGGUGGCAAUGGCUUAAGCGGGUGCAGAGGGACGAAGGCAUCGUCAUCACGUGGGAAGUAUUUGAAAGAGAGCUGUGGUGUCGUUUUGGCCCUACAGAAUUCGAAAGCUUUGACGAAGCCCUCUCUAGAGUGAAACAGACUGGAACCUUGCGAGAUUACCAGCGGGACUUUGAACGUCUUGCAAACAAGGUCGUGGGAUGGCCGCAAUCAGCAUUAAUUGGGACCUUUCUCGGAGGACUGAAGGACGAAAUUGCCGAUGAAGUGCGGAUGUCCAAACCACGAACACUAAGGGAAGCUAUCAGCGUCGCCAGAAUGAAGGACGAACAGAUCACUCGACGACGGAAACAGCUGCGUACAGAACCUGUUCGACCAACUCCGGCUCGGUUCAUGGCGGCAGCUCCACCAACUUCGGUCCCCACAGCAACAAAACAGGUGGUUGGUUCACCCAUAAAGAGGCUGUUGUGGGAUGAAAUGCAGCGAAGGCGCGAACGGGGACUAUGCUUUAAUUGCAACGAACGUUUCACGCCCGGACAUCGCUGUAAGACUCCGCAACUAUUCCUGAUUGAAAAUGCAGCUACUACCGAUGAAGAAGAAUGCACCAACCAGCCGAGAAACGAACCAGUUAUGAAUAAAUUGGAGUGGGAAGAAGCGGAGGAGCAGGCCGAAAUUACAUUGCAUGCAUUCUCCAGCUGGAAGGGUCCGCAAACCAUGAAGUUGCUGGCGCAAGUGGAGAAGCAACCCGUUACUGUGCUGGUGGACAGCGGCUCCAGCCAUAAUUUCAUAAGCGAACGGGUGGCGCGGUUGCUACGCCUUCCAGUGACCACCACAGAUGGCUUCACCGUCCGGAUUGCAGAUGGUGGCCAACUUUCUUGUCAUGAGAAACAUGAGGAGGUACCUCUGGAGGUUCAAGGCUUUAAAUUUAAGAUUAUAUUAUUUGCCUUACCAUUGCAGGGGCUCGAUAUUGUACUGGGAAUUCAAUGGCUUGAAAGUCUUGGACCCGUGUUGUGUGAUUGGAGGAACUUAACCAUGAGAUUCAGCUGGGAAGGAGAGUCUCGGCUAUUGCGGGGGCAAUGUCAUUCAACAACUAAAGAAAUUUCAGUGCAGUCACUGCAUAAGGAAUCGCAUGGUGGCGGGGCCUUAUUUGCUUUAACCAUGAAAAGAAGGGAUCAAGACAUGGACCAGGCCACUUUACCAUUCGACAUAAAAGAGUUGCUUGACGAGUUCACACUCCUGUUCGAUGAGCCACGUUCAUUGCCACCAGCACGUGAUGUUGACCACCGGAUUCCCCUGAAGGAAGGAGUCACUGCAGUCAAUGUGCGCCCAUAUAGGUACGCUCACUUUCAAAAAAGUGAAAUUGAAAAACAGGUGGCGGAAAUGUUAAAAACGGGGAUUAUUCGUCCUAGCCAAAGUCCUUUCUCCUCCCCGGUGCUUCUAGUCAAGAAGAAAGAUGGAUCGUGGCGAUUCUGCACUGACUAUCGUGCGCUCAAUGAAGUUACUAUCAAGGAUCGAUUCCCGAUUCCCACUCGACGACAUGAUUGA
Molecule: messenger RNA, 1935 nt
Organism: Phoenix dactylifera (date palm)
Lineage: Eukaryota; Viridiplantae; Streptophyta; Magnoliopsida; Arecales; Arecaceae
Source: RefSeq, a predicted model, not a curated record